AUGAAUAGAAUAUCGUUAUAUGAUUUUGUGUUGGACGAAAUAAAAGGAGGAAGGUAUUAUGAGCCAUACCAUAGUGAUAAUGAAAAUUCUGAAGAAAAUUAUAAUGGUGAAAAAGGUAUGGAAAAUAAUUUAAAACAUAUGAGCUAUAGUAACAUUAAUCAAAACACGGAAGAAAAUAAACAUGAUUUUUACAAAUUUUUGGAUGACCUUUUUAAAACACAUACAAUACCAGAUAACGCUUUAGAGCAUAUGAUAUAUGUGCCAAUUUUUUUUGAAAAAAUUAUGAGUUUAUCAUUUUUGUUAUGUUUAGAUAAUAUUCUUUAUGACAUAACAUUUAUGCCUAUACAAGUAAUUCGAUCAAUUUGUAUUUUAUUAUACAUUUUAUUAAAAAAUAUUAGUAACAAUUUUUUAAAUCGCUUCAUUGAUAUCAAAAAUUUCAAAUUUUAUAAAUAUGCAACCACUUGUAAUUUUAAAUACUUAAAAAGAUACAAAGCUCGAGUAAUCAAAAAUUCAAAUAAAUUUAUAAAUACUGAAAUGAUAAGAACGGGUAAAAAAAUAAAAACUAAUGACAGCAAUGAUCUAAAUAAUAAAAAUUUAAUUUAUGAUUAUUCUUACAACUUAAAAAAUUAUACAUUUGAUAAGUUUUAUGGUCAUCAUGAUAUAGAUGGUUUUACAUAUAAAAAUGUGUCAAUUUCAGAGGAUGUGAUAAUUUCUGGAGAAAACGAUUCUAUUAAUAAUUCUAUGGAAAAUAAUUUAGUAUUAAUGAAAAUAAAACAAGGCAAAACUUGUGGUGAUGAAUUGAAUACUACUUGUUCUCAUAGUGAUAUAGAAAAUAAUAACACUAGUAGUUUAGAUAUUCUAGAUAAUAAAAAUAUUGGAAGUAGUGAUGAAUAUCAUAGCAAUUAUAGUAGCAGCUUUUAUGUACCAAAAGUAUAUUGCAUUGAUAGUGAAUAUUCAGAAAAAAUAUAUUAUAAAAAAAAUAUUCGCGAUGCUUUAGUUAAAAAAAAUUCCUUAGUAAAUUUUAACUAUGCAUAUAGUAGAAGUAUAGGGGAUGGAAGCUCUAUUGAUAUUAAUAGAAAAGGUUUUGGAAGAAAAAGAAAAAAAAAAAAAAAUUUUAAAUUAUAUAGUAUAAAUUCUUUUGAUAAAAAUGUUAAAAAAAAUAGAAUAUUUAUACUUAUUUAUUUUCUAUUUAAACCUUUCAAUUUUGUAACAAAAAAAUUAUUCAAUUUUUUUAAAUAUAUAGUUAAAUAUGUUUAUUCGUUUUUUCUCAUUAUAUACAUGAAUAUAAUACACUUUUUUCAUAUUAAAAAGUUGUACACCUUUAAUUAUAUUAAGAAAGAGGAUAAAACAAAAAUAAUCACCAGAUCCCUUGAAAUUAAAUAUUUGCCCAGUAAACAGCAAACUGGUGAUAACGUCAAAAAUGAAAAAAACAACGGCAAUGAUGAUUGUGUCCAAGUAUAUAAAGAACAUAUAAACCCUACUCAGGAAAUGAAUAACGUGUCAGCACAAAUAAAGGCAUGCGACAGCGACCUUCAAAAGCCAGAAUUUGAAAAGGAUGAAAAGGAUGAAAGGAAAGGAAAGGAAAGAAAUGGGGAGAUCAGCUAUUUAGAGAACAAAGUACAUGAAUCAAACGUAGAAAAAAAUCAACAAAUAGAGACUGAGCAUACUACAAACGAAAAUGAAAAGGCAGUGAAUUUUACUAAUAUAAGGAAUGUAGCUAAUAAAUAUAUAAGUAAUAAAAAAUUGAAUGAAAAACAUAAUUUUAAAAAAAGAAAAGAAGAAAAUGAUGCAAAUUGUAAGGAUAAAAAUAUUAUAUACGAAAAAAGUCAAGAAAAUACAAAAAUAAAUAAUGAAACAAAAAAUGAAGGUUUUACGAUGAAUGAACAAAAUGAUGAUAGCUAUUUUUAUUAUACAUGUAAUGAACAUUAUUCAGAAAAAAAAAAAAAAAAUGUUAAAAAUGUGAAAUAUAUGAAAAAGAAACUUUUAAAGGAUCAUAUAAAUUUUUUAAAUUUAUCUUUCCCAGAAUAUAGUGGAUUAAUAAGAACAUCAUUAAUUUUAAUAUGUAUAUAUAUUUUUUCAUUUCUUGAUACAUCUAGAAUUUAUCAUUAUAUUCGAGCACAACCAUUUAUGAAACUAUAUGUUGUUUUAAACAUGCUUGAAAUUUUAGAAAGAUUAUUGAGAUCAUUAGGCAAAGAUUUAAUUGAUAAUAUGAUUAGAACAUUUAUAAGGAUUAUAAACUUACGAUCAUAUAUAUAUAUAAUUCGCAAUCACUAUAAUAAUAUGACAAACGAUGAUGAAAAUUUUAGCAAUGAAUCUUUAGAGGGGCGAAGAAAAGAAAAAUACAUAAUAAAUAAUAAUAGUAAUAAUAUAUUACAGGAAGAGGGAAAUGGAAAAAAGAAAAAUGAAAAAAUAAAAUUCUCAGAAAUUUUCACUAAAGAGUAUCGAACAAAUUCGGAUAUAUAUAUAAAUUAUAAAGGCAUUAAUUUUAAAAAGAAUAAUAAAAAUAAUGAUAACACAAAUCCCUAUUUCAAUAAGGAAAAAAAUAUGUUUUCUUUUUUAAAAAAUAAUAAUGAAAUGCCAGCAAAUUUCAAAUUACCAAUAUUCUAUCCUUUUUUAAGUAUAUUAAUCAAAUUCAUUUUGCAAUAUAUUUUUGUUCUCAUCUAUAUUUUGACUCAUGCUUUUGCCCAUCUCAUUCGGUUCCUUUCUCUCAACAUUGCAAUUAAUUCUUCAGAGUCUACUAUGUUUCUUAUUUUAGUUAUGAGCAAUUUCACAGAAAUAAAAUCAACAGUAUUUAAAAAAUUUACCAAAAUAUCCUUAUUCACAAUUGUAGCUUCAGAUGCUGUUGAACGAUUUUAUUUAUUUAUAGAUGCUUUUCUUGUUUUAUUGAAAAUGUCAACAGCUUAUAGAACACAAAAUUCGUUCCUUAGUAUUACUAGUUGGUUGGUAAUUAUUUUAUUACUUGAGGUUGGUGUUGAUUGGUGCAAACAUUCAUACCUUUUGAAGUACAACAAAUUAAAAUCCGAGUCUUUAAUCAGAUAUUUUCAAACUUUGUUAGCAGAUGUAUUAAUUUCAAGAACAAGAAAUAAUAACAUUUAUUACAUGAACACGCUAUCAUUUGAAGUCCCUUGCAAAAAUAUUUUUUCAUUUUCACAUAUACCAACAAGACGACUUGGAUAUAUGUCAAUGCCAGUUGUGACCCUGAUUGUAUGUUCACUUCCAAGACUAAAUUAUUUAUCAAACAUUUCACUGUUGUCAUUCGCCUUGUCUAUAUGGAUUUGUUUAUUCCUUUUCAAGAUAAUAUUAUCAAUUAUGAUCGUAUCCUAUACAAUAUCUGAAAAGCAUCAACUCAAAAAUUUGAAGAAGCCAUAUGAUGACAUAAGCGCUUUAUGA
Messenger RNA from Plasmodium berghei ANKA, 3390 nucleotides. RefSeq names its product cyclic amine resistance locus protein, putative. The record is from RefSeq and is a predicted model, not a curated record. Gene Ontology annotation, biological process: maintenance of protein localization in endoplasmic reticulum. Gene Ontology annotation, cellular component: endoplasmic reticulum membrane. The transcript is spliced from 6 exons. The coding region runs from base 1 to 3390 and encodes 1129 amino acids. NCBI's taxonomy places the organism in Eukaryota, Apicomplexa, Aconoidasida, Haemosporida, Plasmodiidae.